AUGGAUUGGCUGGCCCUCACCUGCCGCGCCGCGGUGUUGAUCCUUCUGCUCCUGCCGUUCGGUGCGUCCGACGACCGGCUUGUCCCCGGCAAGCAGCUCUCCCCUGGCAAUACCAUCGUCUCCGAUGGCGGUGCUUUCGCCUUGGGCUUCUUCUCCCCAAACAACUCCACCAGUACUUCGCCCAAGUUGUACCUUGGCAUAUGGUACAACGACAUCCCAGAGCUCACCGUGGUGUGGGUCGGCAACCGAGAAAACCCGGCCAUCAACAUCACUUCCUCUUCACCGGUGCUCUCACUCACCAAGACCUCAAAUCUCAUUCUCUCUGAUGGAGAUGGCAGCGGCCGUGUCAUUUGGAGGACGACCAACAUGGCCGCUGCCAUAGGCUCGUCUACCCCUAUGGCGGUGCUUUUGAACACCGGCAACCUUGUUAUCCGGUCGUCAAACGGCACCACGUUGUGGCAGAGCUUUGACCACCACACUGACACAUUCCUCCCUGGCAUGAAGGUCGGGCUCAAGUACAACACGCAUGAUGGCGGUGAGCGCCUUGUAUCCUGGAAGGGCCCGGGCGACCCCUCGCCGGGCCGCUUCUCUUAUGGAAUCGAUCCCACCACGUUCCUCCAGGUGUUCCUCUGGGACGGGAAGCGCCCGGUGUUGCGCAGCGCCCCAUGGACAGGGUACCUUGUGACAAGCGAGCGCCGGUACCAACAGACGAAUGCCAGCACAGAGGUCAUCAUCUAUCUUGCCGUCGUCGACAAUGACAAGGAGAUCUACAUCACAUAUAGCCUCUCAGAUGGCGCCCCGCACACUAGGCAUGUGCUGACCUACUCCGGGGAGUACCAAACCCAGAGCUGGAAUAACAGGUUGUUGGUGUGGGAAGUCCUCGUGAAGUUGCCCUCCGUUCAAUGCACCCUAUACGGCUAUUGCGGUCCGUACGGCUACUGUGAUCAGACGGCAGCACCUGUCCCAACGUGCAAGUGCCUAGAUGGUUUCGAGCCGGCUAGCACGGAGGAGUGGACCGGUGGCAGGUUCUCUAUGGGAUGCCGGCGGAAGGAGCCAUUGGGCGGGUGCGGUGAUGGUUUCCUGGCCUUGCCGGGGAUGAAGCCGCCCGACAAGUUCACACUCGUCGGCGGGGGUAAGAGUACGUUCGAGGAGUGUGCAGCAGAGUGCAACCGUAACUGCUCUUGUGUGGCAUACGCACAUGCUAACCUGAGCAGUGGCGGGUCUGAAGGAAACGUGACAGGGUGCUUGGUUUGGGAUGGGGAGUUGAUUGACACGGGAAAGCUUGGUGAUGUGUUUGGUAGCAACACGCUCUAUCUCCGAGUUGCUGGCCUAUAUGUGGCGGACGGUAAAAGGACUACGAGCAACACAGUGAGGAUUGGGCUGCCAGUUUUAGCAAGUGUUAUGGUACUCCUAUGCAUAACCUUGGCAUGGUUAAAAUUUAAAGGUAAGAUCGAAAAGUGGAGAAAACGCAAAAGUUCAUCAUUGGAUGGCAUGUGUAUCUCUUAUGAACUUGAUGAAGGGAACCCUCACCGUGAUCGUAAAUUUCCAUUUGUAAGAUUUGAGGAAAUGUCCAUAGCAACUCACAACUUCUGUGAAACAUGUCAGAUUGGACGUGGAGGCUUUGGCAAAGUUUACAAGGGGAUGUUAGGUGGUCAAGAAGUUGCUAUCAAAAGGCUUAGUAAGGAUUCUCAACAAGGAACAAAGGAAUUCAGGAACGAAGUAAUUCUAAUUUCAAAAUUGCAACAUAGGAACUUGGUUCAACUCCUUGGAUGUUGCGCGGAAGGGGAUGAAAAAUUGUUGAUUUAUGAGUAUAUGCCUAACAAGAGCUUGGAUGCUACCCUUUUUGAUGACUCAAGAAGAUUGUUACUAGAUUGGUCGACACGGUUUAAUAUAAUCAAAGGGGUCGCAAGGGGACUUCUCUAUCUCCACCAAGAUUCAAGACUGACAAUAAUUCAUAGAGACCUGAAAGCUGGAAACGUUUUGCUAGAUGCAGAUAUGAAACCCAAGAUAGCGGAUUUUGGUAUGGCGAGGAUCUUUGGAGAUAACCAGCAAAAUGCAAAUACUCAACGCAUUGUCGGGACCUAUGGCUACAUGGCUCCUGAGUAUGCAAUGGAAGGCCUCUUCUCUACCAAGUCCGAUGUAUAUAGCUUUGGUGUGUUGCUAUUAGAGGUUGUAACUGGUAUUAGAAGAAACUCCAAUAGUGGAACCAUGGGUUUCCCUAGCCUCAUAAUCUAUUCAUGGAAUAUGUGGAAAGAAGGGCGGGCAGAGGAGUUACCAGACUCAUCUAUCAUGGAUACUUGUUCAGUAGAUGAAGUUGUGCUUUGCGUCCAUGUGGCACUCUUGUGCGUCGAGGAGAACCCAGAUGAUAGGCCGCUUAUGUCAUAUGUUGUGUUCGUCCUAGAGAAUGGAAGCACCACACUUCCUGACCCCAAUAGUCCGGCCUACUUCGCGCGACGAAGAAUUGAAAUGGAGCAAAUCAGGGAAGAUAUUCAGACUUCCGCAAACGGUUUUACUCUUACUGAAAUAGAGGGGCGUUGA
Triticum aestivum (bread wheat) is the source of this 2538-nucleotide messenger RNA. Its product is annotated as G-type lectin S-receptor-like serine/threonine-protein kinase At1g11300. Gene Ontology annotation, molecular function: protein serine/threonine kinase activity; ATP binding. The record is from RefSeq and is a predicted model, not a curated record. The transcript has 7 exons. Gene Ontology annotation, biological process: protein phosphorylation; recognition of pollen. NCBI's taxonomy places the organism in Eukaryota, Viridiplantae, Streptophyta, Magnoliopsida, Poales, Poaceae. Gene Ontology annotation, cellular component: plasma membrane. The coding region runs from base 1 to 2538 and encodes 845 amino acids.